This is a messenger RNA of Oryzias melastigma (Indian medaka), 3179 nucleotides long. RefSeq names its product aftiphilin a (gene aftpha). Gene Ontology annotation, cellular component: trans-Golgi network membrane; AP-1 adaptor complex. The transcript is spliced from 10 exons. Gene Ontology annotation, biological process: intracellular transport. Bases 425 to 2560 code for a protein of 711 amino acids. The record is from RefSeq and is a predicted model, not a curated record. Gene Ontology annotation, molecular function: clathrin binding. Lineage: Eukaryota; Metazoa; Chordata; Actinopteri; Beloniformes; Adrianichthyidae.
CGCGCUGGCUAAGGCUAGCCGGAGGAAGGCGCGCGCGCGCUGCGCAGUGAGCUCAGGUAACUGAGCAAACUGCGGGAAUCCGCGUCGUUUCCCUUCUGGACGUUUCCGGGCCGAUGCGUUUCGCCUCCGUGCGGUGUUUGACCCGCGCGUGCCCGCGCGGCUCCUCGCCUUUAACUCUGACCACAAAUGCUAAUGUGGCUAAGCUAAGCUAGCUGGCGGCGGGGCGCGAGGACCGGCUCGAGCUGAAGGCGGUCUUCUGUCGGUGCCGAUGAUCAGCCUGGAAGGACGCGUCAGGUAACCGCACACCUGUGUCCGUCUGCUGAAAGGUGACGCGCGCGUGUCUGCGGGACAGCCGCUCCGUAACCUUCCGGCGGCGUUUGUUAGCGCCUGACGUCAAACAGGUGUAGCCAGGACCCGCGGCGCCAUGGAGCCUGAUGUGAUCCGCAUGUACUCCUCGUCCCCUCCCCCGAUGGAGGACGGGGCCGAGGAGGACGAGGAUGAGUUCGGAGACUUCGGGACCUUCUCCGGGGUCCCCACCAGCAUCAGCUUCUCUGAACUCGACACCCCCACCACUUUCAACCAGAGCCAGGCCCUGACCGCCACCUCGCCGCCGGAGCUCCUGGCCAGCCGGGGGCUGGGCCCCGAGCCGUCCAGGGUGAACGGUGUGGUUCUGGGGGGCGACCCCUCCAGCAGGACUGAGGUGGCGAAGGUGAUCUCCUGCUCACCGGACCACCCUGUGAAGGCCGACUGCAACGGCGGGGGCUCGGGGGGGCUGACAAACGGGUUUGAGAGCUUCGACGAUCAGGGAACCCCUCCCCCCAGAGAUCCCGUCCCUUCCUCUGGGGAGGGGCUGCCCCUGGAGGACACGGGGAGCCCCCCCGCCAGCAGCCCUGAAAUCGACUUUGCAGAUUUUGCGGCUUUUUCUGAAGAUGGUCCGUUCCAGGUAGAGGACAGUCCUGCUGGGGGGCACCUGCAGGGGGGGGCAGCCUGUCAGAACGGUCAAAAUGAGCAGGGGGGGGCACCAGAGGACACAAUCAGGGACACAGACGGGGCUGGAUCUGAGGGAGAACCGGAGCUGAGCUGUCCUGCUGAGGCCCCCACCAGCCCCCCUCAGGAGGGCCCCCCCUCCUCGGACCCCCCCGCUGUGAACGGGCUGGACAGCGAGUCUGAAGGGGGGGCGGACCAAACAGAAAGUCGAGUCUCUCCAGACGAGACGGAGACGUCGUUGGGCCGGCCGCUGUCCACCAACGCGCUGGAGGAGUACGGCGAUAUGAGCACCACCUGCUCCGCCCCCUCCCCGCCCAUCCAGGGCGACACCCCCACCGACAGCAGCCAGCUGGCGGAGGAUGACGAGGACGACGAGGACUUCGGGGACUUCGGCGCCCCCGGCUCCUUCGCCACUCAGGGCUUUGUGGAGUUUGAGCCGUCGGAAGCCGAGCGGGACGACGACUUCGGUGACUUCGACUCCCCGAAGUUUCAGAGCCCCGAGGACGCCGGCGAGGGGGGGGGCUCCAGCUUCCCCGUCAGCGACAGCUUUGGAAACUUCAGCUCGGCCGAGGGCGGGGACACCGGCGCUGGGUGGAGCGCUUUUGGGGAGCCGGAGGAGGUGGAGGGGGAGACGUGGGCGGAGUUCAACGCAGAGCCGACCGACGCUGGAAUGCAGAAACAGACGGACAAACAGUCGGCGCCUGCGUCCAGCCGGCUGGAGGCUCUGUUUCGAAGCUGCUUCCCGGCUGCAGCUGCGCAGCUGCUGGAGCAGCAGGUGGAGGUUCUGACGGACCUGCUGGACACGGCCGACCCCAGACCAGAACCUGGACCCGGCACGCAGGAGGAGGGGGCCGACUGCAGAAGGUGGGGUGGGGUGUGGGCGCGGCUCCGGGACGUGCACGAAGCGCUGGGCCUCAGAUACCAGUGGGGGGGGUCCCACUGCAACAAAGCCCUGCUGGGCUGCCUGGGCAUCGACACCCGCAACAUCCUCUUCACGGGACAGAAGAAGCAGCCCGUCAUCGUCCCCAUGUACGCCGCCGGCCUGGGGAUGCUGGAACCGACCAAAGAGCCCGUGAAGCCCGUCUCUGCAGCAGAGAUGAUCACCUCCAUCGGUCAGGUGCCUGUAGAGGACGCCUCGUGUCCGCCAGACUCUGUGCAGCAGGAGGCACUCCCCCCCAUCCAGUUCGACUGGAGCAGUAGUGGCCUUACCAACCCGUUAGAUGCCAGCGGAGGCUCCGCCCUCUUAAACCUGGACUUCUUUGGUCCCGUGGAGGACUCGGGCUCCACCAGCUCUGCCUCCAUCCCAGGCGUGGACCCGGAACUGUUCGAGCUCACCACCUCCAAACUGGACCCGGGCGGCUCCAGCAGCCGGGUGGCAGACGCCUUCGCCCGCCUGAUGUCCACCGUGGAGAAGACCAGCACCUCCACCAGAAAACCCAAGAAAGACGAAAACCUGAGCGAAGAGGCGGCCAAAGUGAUCGCGGCGCUGCCCGACCUGUCCUUCAUGAACGCCAAGGUGCUGAUGUUCCCCGCCACCCUGAUGCCGCUCUGCUCACAGGCCACGCCCGACUGAUGCCCCGCCCAGUCUAGAUCCUUAUUUUUCCUACUCUUUCCAGCAUUUUAUUUCUACUUUUUUAAUCUUCUGGUUUCUUUGAAGAAAGUCGUUGUGAUCGGGGGAGGGGUUCUUUAUAAUCAGGAAGUUGGUUUCACUCCAUGAUUUUAUUUUGAAGGAGCAUAAAGCUCUUCGACUGGAACAGGAGAUGUUGGGGUCUGUUCAUACGUUUUGUAGGCGGCGUUUUCGAGGUCUCAUCUUAAUGUUGGCUCCGCCCUCUUUCCCUCUGGCUCCACCUCCUGUUCCUCUUGUUUGUUUUUGUUUUUUGUGGGUCAAAAAUGGGACGUCCUGUGUUCAAACUACUGAAGGGAAUGAAGGGACCAAUUUGUGUGUUGGGUUCUGUUCUGCUAAACUGCUGUGGCCCGGCCCGGCCCGGCCCCCGGGGGGAGGGGGGUUUGCACAUUGUAAAGAUGAAUGGAGGUGUGGAGUUACUGCUGGGAAGGUUCCUAUGGAAACAGCGGCGUCACAGAAGAGCCCGCUCCCUCCCUCCGGGUGGGCGCGCAUGUUCGGGUCUUUCCAGACUGUAAGUGUGUAAAUUUGAAUUUUAAUGUACACAAGAAAUUAAAAUAAUUUAAGAGAA